AUGGCAUUGGAUAUGAUUAGCAGUCUUCCUUCAUCCUUAAUAGAAACCAUCCUGUGUUUUCUACCAAUUCAAGAGGCAGCAAGGACAAGUAUCCUCUCAAGGGAAUGGAGGUACAAUUGGACCACAAUCCCCAAACUUGUGCUUGAUGAGAAUACUUUUGAAGUAUCAAUUAAUAAUCUUUCCGAUCCUGAGAGAACAGUUAAGAUACCAAGUCUAAGGAUUAGGUUGACCAUCAGGGACUUGGUCAGGAGGUGUAAGUUUCUUUGUGCUAUGGACGAAAUUAUGUUACUGCACCGGGGUCCAAUACUUGAGUUAAGCCUUUCCAUGUAUGCAGAGAAUAACUGUAUUGAAGUUGACCAGAUAAUAGCAUUCUUGUCGAGACAGAAUACAGUCAGGAAACUUAAGCUGGAUUUGGAUAAUGUUGGUAACCAAAAAAUUGUACCCUUAUCUAUCUUCUCAUUGGACCAGUUAACGGAUCUGUCUCUCGAAGGCUGUGAUAUUGAACUUCCACCAUCAUCAACCUAUGGAUUUGCUAGCCUUUAUAUUUGGAUGACGGACAUUGAUGACGAUUACCUCAUUAUUGAGCUAUUCGAGUGUUUACCUGUCAUCAAACAUCUCACUAUUUGGAGUCAUGUUAUUGAGUGCAUUGCUGGAGGCCUGGUUCCAUCGGAGCUUCCAAUGUCAUUAGUCAACCUGAAAUACUUUUGUUUGAACCAAGUGUGUUUCACUCACUCACAUGCAUUACCUUUUCUUGUACUCGUGCUUAAAAGCUCCCCGAACUUGGAGAAACUUAAGCUAAGGAUUCUCCCUGAAGAUUUAUGCAGUUUUCCUGAAGAUUAUUUAAGCUACAUUGCCCCAAAAGAUUAUUCCGAUAUCUGUUUGGGGCAUUUGGAUGAAUUAGAGAUUAGAAACUUCACCAACUUGGAGACCGAGUUGGAGUUUGUGAAGUUUAUGUUGGCCAAAUCACCCACGCUGAAAAGGCUGAGGAUAUACCUCUACAAAAAGGUUCCCAAGGAUGUAGAGCUGAUCAAAUUGUUAAAAGUUCUCCUGCACUCGCCUCAGGCAUCACCGGUGGUUGAUAUCAUUGUUAAGGCCUAA
Erigeron canadensis is the source of this 1098-nucleotide messenger RNA. RefSeq names its product F-box/FBD/LRR-repeat protein At1g13570-like. Lineage: Eukaryota; Viridiplantae; Streptophyta; Magnoliopsida; Asterales; Asteraceae. Bases 1 to 1098 code for a protein of 365 amino acids. The transcript has 5 exons. Gene Ontology annotation, molecular function: protein binding. The record is from RefSeq and is a predicted model, not a curated record.